AUGGCCCAGGCGCAGGCGCACGGCGGCCUAGGCCGGUCUCCCACCUUCUUCGUCGGCGGCGCGCAGCAGCGCAAGAACCUCAACGAUUUCCAGAAGCGGGAGCAGCAGCUUGCGGAGGCGUACUUCCAGAACAAGCCGCUGUGCUUCCGGGGCCGCGGCUACCAGAAGACGCACCCCGUGAAGGCGGCAUCGGGGGCGCCGGGAGCGAAGGGAGCCCCUGCUUUCGGAGGGCGCGCGAGGGGGUUGCACAGGUGUGUCGCAGAUAGAGGACUUCGGCAUCGAUGCAUCCGAACUCCCGAACAAGCUCCUGAAGCGGUGUAG
Messenger RNA from Prorocentrum cordatum, 321 nucleotides. The record is from the annotation of a GenBank genome assembly. Lineage: Eukaryota; Dinophyceae; Prorocentrales; Prorocentraceae.